This is a messenger RNA of Caenorhabditis briggsae, 333 nucleotides long. The transcript has a single exon. NCBI's taxonomy places the organism in Eukaryota, Metazoa, Nematoda, Chromadorea, Rhabditida, Rhabditidae. The coding region runs from base 1 to 333 and encodes 110 amino acids. The record is from RefSeq and is a predicted model, not a curated record.
AUGUUGAUUAUUCUAUUUCUAAUUGCUUCAUGCACUUCCCACGUUGUCGGAACUGUUAGCGAAACUACUAGACAAGCAGUGCAGGAUGCGUUGUUUGAAGCUCUGCAAACUUUGAACUUGGUGACAGAGCCAUCGGUUUCGGAUGGAUCAGUUGUUGAUUCACAAGUUGCGAAUGAAGAUUCAAAAAAGAUGCAGUUCAAUGGAGAAGUUUUGGAGUUGGCUACUCAGAUAUUGGUCCAAAAGUACGGUGUUGGAAUUUUGGAAGAAGCAAAUGAGGUACUCCAGGAAAUGGCUGGAAAUGUCGGUUCAUCCGAGGAAAAUAAUGAUUCCUAA